Molecule: messenger RNA, 2169 nt
Organism: Dothidotthia symphoricarpi CBS 119687
Lineage: Eukaryota; Fungi; Ascomycota; Dothideomycetes; Pleosporales; Dothidotthiaceae
Exons: 3
Coding region: 28-1962 (644 amino acids)
Source: RefSeq, a predicted model, not a curated record
GAGCUUCUUCUCACCCAUUGGCGCGCCAUGGCUCCGUUCAAAGACGACCAGAUCAUUGUCAUCGCGCCGGGCUCCGAGACGACAGUCGCGCAGCUCGGUCUGCCCGAGUCGUUCACGCCCCCGCGUCUGCGCGUGAGGUCGCGCAUGUUCGCUGCCGAGAAGGAGGGCGAAUUCGAACCGUACAAGAUCAGGCGGCGACAGGACAAGGCCGCGGAAAAGACUGGCGACGCCCAGGAUCAGGCGCAAGAUGAGACCAAGCAGGGCGCCGAGGGCGAAGACGACGUGAUAUGGGAGGAAGACCGCGUGUCGGAGGAAGGCGCGAUAUGGCCGAUCCAGGAGGGCAAGAUUGUCGACUGGCCCUGCUUCUUUGCCCUCAUCUCCCACGUCUACAACACGCUCAACCCGCCCUUCCACACGGCCAUCCUCCUCAUAACCCAGCCGGCAUGGACUCCGCGCGAGCACGAGAAGCUCACCCAGUUCUUCUUCGAGAAAUUCAAGACGCCCGCAUUCGGCCUGGUGGACGCGGCGCUGGCGACGACAUGGGCGUAUGGCGUGCACACUGCAACUAUUAUCGACGUGGGCAAGGAGAAGACUGAUGUUACGGCUGUCAGCGAGUUCAUUCCCCACACGCAAGGGAGGGUCAUCUCGCUGCCAGAAUGUGGAGGCGAGGCCUUCACCCAGGGUCUGCUCUCCAGGCUAAAGCCAAAGGGCCUCAACCGCGACAUGUGCGAACAGCUCAAGAAGUCGCCCAUCUGCGAAAUCUUACCUAUCGGGACACCUGUUCCGGGGUCGGGAGAGGUUGAGGAGCAUCAGGUCGUCUCAAAUCCCGCGGCAGCCGCGUCUACGGGUGCCCUGGCUUCCGGGCCUGCUGCAGCUGCAUCAAUCGGCAACGCACCACGAGGCCCUGGUCCUGACACCGAAGUUGGCGAGGAGCCCGCUGCCGAUGAGAACGAGGGCGUCCUGGACGUCGCAAGCAUCGUGGCAGGCGGCAAGAUGACCGAAUACCUCGCCAAGAAAGAGAGGGAGAAGCAAGACAAGGCCAUUGCUAAGAAAAAGGGUGCACCGGUACAAGAACCGAACAAGCCUGUCAGGUUACCCAAUUUCAAACGGCUCAAGGCAACGUUUCAAUACGAGGAUCAUACGCUUCUGGAUACCCUCAAGAAUAUGAACUUAAAUACUCAGGACAUGGCAGAUGCGAAAGCCGCCCUCGACGAAGGUCCUGGCAAGAAGACACACACCGAAGGAGACAACGGCGAACCAAAGUCCGCGACCGAGGCAAACGGCGCAGGCUCUCUCAGACGGGAAAUCGAGGUCGGCACAGAGCGAUUCCUGGCGGGGAGCACCGGUACCCUAGAGAGGAUUGCAGAUGCUGUGUACCGAGCCAUUUCAUCAGUUGAUGAGGUCAACAAGCGUAGCGAGCUUUGGGAUUCUUUGAUCAUCUGCGGCAACGGAUCAAAGCUGCGAGGAUUCAAGGAAGCACUUCUCCAAAGCGUACAAGCCAAAUACCUCAUCUCCCCUUCCUCGGCGACAAUAUUCACCUCUGAGAUCCCCUCCAACGUCUCCACCCCCCUUGGAACAGGCGCCAAUACUCCACAGCCUCAAAUGGGCCAAUACGGUCAACUUGGUCCCCACGGCGGCUCACAAGUCAACCCACUCCUUCUUGCGGCCACAACAGCGCAAACUCAGCACCUCAUGUCGCAUGGCGGCAACCAGCUGAUGUCCACCAUGUCACACAAUACGCACUCUUCGCACGGCCAGACACCCACCUCGAUCAAGACUGUCAAGCCCCCAGAAUACUUCCCCGAGUGGAAAGACGUAGGAUUUGACGAAGCAGCGUUCCUGGGAGCGCAGGUCGCCGCGAAGGUCAUUUUCGUGGUCGACCAAGGUCAAAGUAAGGGCUACAUGACGCGUCCAGACUACAACGAUCAAGGUCCGCAGGGCAUUCACGACUACAGUUUGUGAUUUUGAUAGGGGUGAGUAUCGAUGUAGUCGAAUCUUGUAUAGCUAGCUUUGGAGUUUGAAGAUAUCCCGGCGCAACGAAAAAGCAAUAUUUGGGCAUAAUAGGCUACCGGCGACCUGCGUAAUGUGAUCCUGCACUGACAUUCUCUCACACUUUGUAUCUGGCUUGUACGCAGUGGUCGAGCAUUUGCUGCUUUCGGAUGUGGAAGC